This is a messenger RNA of Lecanosticta acicola, 2294 nucleotides long. NCBI's taxonomy places the organism in Eukaryota, Fungi, Ascomycota, Dothideomycetes, Mycosphaerellales, Mycosphaerellaceae. The record is from the annotation of a GenBank genome assembly.
AUGUUUCCCAGCGCUCGAAGGCAGAAUAUGCCAUUUGUGGAAGAGAGUCCUGCGUUCCAAGGACGUCUCAAUCGGAGAUACAUCAAAUUCAAGAUAGCAGAUGGCUAUGCGCUCUCUGAGCAACUCCAGGGGCGAACUCUCUUUCGCAAAGAGCUCACGUUUCAUCCGCCCCGAGUAGGCAAUGAUUUGUGUCAAGAGGCACGUGACGAGGUCAGGAUGCUCAAUAUCAUCAACGGAAUGCAUCAUCCCAACAUUGCGAGGAUGUUAUUUGCCUUCGAAGAGCAGGAUCCUCUCAACCAGCGUAUUAGUAUUGUUUUCCGCUUCAACGAGUUCGACCUUGGCAGGGGUAUUUUGUACAGACCUGUACAGCAGUCAGCGCAGAUACUUAGCCGCUUCGACAACGCAAUGCAGCCGCCGGUGCCGUUGGAGGGCAUCCUGGACCAUGGACUGUGGAAGGCCAUGCUGGGCAUUGUUGACGCAGUAAAGAGUCUUCAUGAGUUUCAUCACCCGGACAUUCGGCCUGACCGGGGCGACGUUAUCCAUGCCCAACACUUUGACAUCAAACCCGCAAAUAUCCUGGUAGAGAUCCGGAAUCAGCGCCCCGCAAAACUGCUUCUCGCAGACUUUGGGCGGGCUCGCCUUGAUGAACACCCGGCGUCUCAGACGACUGGACAAGCUGACGCUCCAGCCACAUAUGAUUAUGCUCCGCCAGAAGCAGACCCCUCUGAAGAACCGAGCACUGGAGAAAUCAUUAUGCGACGAAACUACGACGUGUGGAGCUUGGGAUGUGUGCUUCUUGAAGUUCUUGUCCAUCUUCAGACGGCCGACGCAGUAGGAUUCCUCAAUGCUCGUGGGCGCGAGUCGAGGGAGAACCAUCAGGAUGCUGCAUUCUGGUAUCGAGACCAAAGGCACAUUCCUCAUCUAAGGUCUGCGACAGAAACGAAGUUAAAGGCUCUCGAAAGAGGUCCGCAGUCAAACGUCGAACGAGUUGCCUGGUGCAUCCGGAACAUGCUCAGCCCCGAUGAAGCAAAGCGUCGUGAAUGGCGGAUAAAGCACUGUCUGGAGGCACUUCAACCGGUCGAAAGGCACAGCUGGAAAACUAUGAUAUCGACGAGCAAGAGAGCUCUCCUGGACCCGGAGCUGGCAGACAUGACGACUCUUUGUUGGGGGCGCAACUUUCAACGGUCGUUGCCUUGCAACCUGUUCUAUUUCCGAGAUCGUACGCCAAGCGAUACCGAUGAAGCAAUACUUGUCGCCGAGAUAUACGACCAGCCUUGGAAUGGUAAAGGGUUGAUCAAGGAAGAAAAGAUUGCUCUUAUACCAUUUUUUGAAGACAGAACUUUGCUUUCGACACCCCAGUCCACAAUUGGAACGCUGAGCGUCGCCUUUCAUCAUCUUCACGGCGGCGAAAUGCUCUUUCACUUCCAAAGAGUUGCGGAGUACCUGAAGUUCUUCGCUGUUUUGUCCCAUCAGCAGGUGGCCUUGGGAUCGUCCAGCGCCGGUUUAGAGUAAGGCGUCGAUAGAAGAAAGUACAUCCAAGAGGUCGUGCUAAUCGGUGAUAGUAUCCGAUGUCAAGCCUGCGAGCUGCAUAUCAGGCGACCACCAUUGCCUUCCAGAAUUGAAAGUAUGGGGGCCAGCCGCGUCCAGCUUUGGAGCACAUACGACAAGCGAGGAUACCACCAGAGGUUCGAAUCGCAACAAAGCCAGUUGCAGCCAGCAUCGGCUUCGGAGAGCGGAAGCUCGUCGAGCCAGAGAGGAUCCAUUGCCGUGGCAGGGGAUGCAAGGUCAUUGCCUGCAGCUCAAAACAGUCGCUUCAAGCUGGCGCUGUUCACUAUGGCAAGCAAUAGCCCCUCUAGAGCAGCGAAUACUGGCAUGAGAGCCAUCAUCGUUGAGCGUACGUAACUUUGAGACCUGCAUAACCAUGGAGGCUGACUUGACCUGCAGUAGAUCGGGAAAACAUCCAGCUCGACAGUCGAGCUGGCGACUCUCGAAAAGUAUCUUUCUCACGAGCUGGAGAGCACGCAUCCUUUCCAGUGGCAGUGCUUGAGCCGAGUGUAAAAGUUGCAUCACCUUCUGGGCCAGAUGAGCAGUAUCCUGGUAUUCCCAUGUCGCCGGCGCAGCUGAAUGAGCUCAUCCGAGAAUCAAAAACGAGGCUCAAGCGACUGGAAAUAGAGUUCCCUGAGCGUUCUGUGGGUAUGUUGUGCACCGCAAUUUCGAAGCUGCCCUCUUGCUGAUGAACAUCAACAGAUCGGACAAAUCUGCUGGCGCUGCUCGAGCAUUACCGGGUGUUCUAG